AUGAGCUUGGAAGGAGAUGUUGCGGAGGAAAAGAAGAAAAUCCCUUGGCAGAUUGUUGAGGAGCAAAUCAGCUCUGCAAGCAAGAACCAUCUGAGGACCUUCAAGGCAAUGCAGAAUAACUCCUCUUUAUUCCAACAUGCCAACUACAAAAUCCUGGCUGGAAUCCCUCCCCAGGAAAGGAAACUGCUGACAGUGGGGAUUUCCUUCGUGCAGCAUCCUCACGAAAGCUGCCUCUUGCACACCCUGCAGUCCCUGUUCCAGGCAUCCUCAGAACCUGAGCUGAGUUAUAUCGUGGUGCUGGUCCACCUGUUAAAUCCUGAUCCUGAGUGGCUCAGCCAAACAGUUGCCAAUAUUUCAAACCUCUUCAAACCACAUAUUGAAACCCAGAAGCUGCUUGUGAUCCAAGGUCUCCUCAAUGGCUCUUCUCUCCCCAGAGAUGUGAAUGACACCCAUCACUCCUCAUCCUGUAAAGCACUUUAUUCCAGGCAGAAAACAGAUUAUGGCCUCCUCAUGAACUUUGCUACUAACCUCUCCGAUUACUUUCUGAUGAUAGGAGAUAAUGUUCACUGUACCCUAAAAUUUAUUUCUACAAUCUAUUGGACAUUGGAAGCCUGGAAAGAAAUACCUUGGAUGAUCCUGGAGUUCUCCAGCCUGAGCUUCUCUGGGAAAGUUUUCCACAUGAGGGACCUCUCCCGCCUGACCUCAUUCUUCCUCCUCUUCCAGGACACUCCUACUGACUUGCUUCUCUCACAUUUUGGUUUCCUCUUGGGCCAGAGAGUGCCAAUUAGUCUCACUCCCUACCUUUUCCACUCUACAGAAAAUGAUUUCACUUCUGAGGAUGUAUGUUACCAAGAGAAAGAGAAAGAGGAAGAAAAUGAGCCUGAAAACCCUCCUGCUCAAAUCUACACUAACAUGAUGGUGAGAGGACUUCAUUUCCCAGAGUAUGCCUACUUUCUGAAUGAAAAUUACUUUCAGACCUAUUUUCUCAUUCCAGGUAACAUAUACGUUGUGAUUUUUGAUGAGCCGCAGAAAGUGACCCGGGUACAGGUGCUGACAGGCAUUGGUAAACGGGGGAUAUAUCAAGUGGAACAUGGGCAGGUGAAACUGGGCUAUGGGCCUAUUCAGAGGAAAAAAGGCUGCACCCACUAUAACCUGCUUGGACCAUUGGUGAAAGGGAAAUUGGAUCAGAAGAUAUAUUAUGAAGAUUUUGUGGAAGAAGUGAGAUGUGUACAACUGCUGGUGACAGCUUUUCAGGAUUCUAAGAUAUUGAUUACACAGAUCAAAAUCUGGAUUAAGUCUGAGGAAGAGUAG
Orycteropus afer afer is the source of this 1311-nucleotide messenger RNA. RefSeq names its product alpha-1,3-mannosyl-glycoprotein 4-beta-N-acetylglucosaminyltransferase-like protein MGAT4E. Gene Ontology annotation, molecular function: acetylglucosaminyltransferase activity. Bases 1 to 1311 code for a protein of 436 amino acids. The record is from RefSeq and is a predicted model, not a curated record. The transcript has 3 exons. Gene Ontology annotation, biological process: protein N-linked glycosylation. Lineage: Eukaryota; Metazoa; Chordata; Mammalia; Tubulidentata; Orycteropodidae.